Pomacea canaliculata is the source of this 3073-nucleotide messenger RNA. RefSeq lists its product as uncharacterized. The record is from RefSeq and is a predicted model, not a curated record. The transcript is spliced from 16 exons. The coding region runs from base 282 to 2831 and encodes 849 amino acids. NCBI's taxonomy places the organism in Eukaryota, Metazoa, Mollusca, Gastropoda, Architaenioglossa, Ampullariidae.
CUCACUGCCAUCCCUCUUGUUGUUCGAAACCAAGGUUUACCAUAACCGUAUCAGAUACGGCAGAGGCCACCUUCAUAGUCAUCCGUGCGGUGUUUCGCGCCCUCAUUGGCGGCGUGCAACUCGAGAACCAAGUGCUCAUCCACACCGUGUAUGCAGGUGAAAUCUUGGCCCAGGUCCAGUUCAACCAGUCCUUCCCGUUUACUGUGGACAAGAAGGCGCACAUCAAGCUGGUUCCAGAAAGCGAUGUCAAACUCGGAAUUUUUGUAAAUGGGACAAAGCUGAUGAGUUACGACUCGCCAACACCACUAGCUAUUCUGAGACAUGUUGACAUCAGUAACGAGUCGUAUGUGAAUUCUGCUGAUGUCUUGUGCAAAAUUUGUGAUAUCAAAAGCGCUCCCAAAUUCCCUAAUAUCGAAGUAACACGGUGGACAAAGAAGUGGCCGCAACAAGGCAUCAUCAGAUGCAGGAGCGACACCACAUGGCGAGGGAACACUCCACCACGAGCAACUUGUGUCGGCGACAUUUGGUCCGUGAAUGGUCAAUGCCUGCCGAGAUUUAUAUACAACGCUGUCCCAGGUCAGGUCUACACCUUGCCUAGAGUUGUCGUCGCCGGCCAUCAAGUAUCCGUUAAAGGGACACCGUUGACUAAUACAGGUUUCAAUUUGGUUUUUACAAGAGAAAAAAUGGAAGCAGUCACUUACUCAUUUAAUUUCAAAAAAGAAAAAAGUGAGAAAAUCCACAUCGACGAGAGUACUAGGAAAAUGUCUUUUGGACAAGUUCCUUUGGUAGUUGGCCGACCCUUUAUCAUCAGGUUAAAAAUAGCAAAAGACAACGAAAUUGAUGCUCUCGUUGAAGACCAAGACAGUCUGCUGGCCAUCAUGACAUCCUCGCCACUAACGGGCCCGCAGGGUAUUACUGGCUUUGGUGUGACAGGAGACGUAGCUGCCAGCGUGAUUGAUCUACAGAACGACCUCGAAUAUAAAAAUUGGUCUUUUCCGAAACUCUUAGGACGGUUACCCGCGUGUAACUCUGCUCCCCUUAUUCCGAAUGGCAGAGCAACUCUGAGAAAUAAAGUCUAUCCGUUGGCCGAAGUUACAUGCAACGAAAACUUUGUGUGGAGUACGGAAGGACCUUCAGUCGUGACUUGCGACAGGUUCUUAGGUUGGCAAGUCAACGGCACUUGCAAUCAAGCUGUUUGGUCAAACAAGCUAGCGCCUGCCCCCGACACUUACCCCCUGCCUUUGGUGAUGAGAAUUGGACAUGAAAUUUGCAUCUCAGCCAAAGUUGGAACGAGCAGAUUCCUAGAGAUACUAUUUAGAAAAGACAAUGAGGUCUUAUUUUCCUUAAAAAUCCGUUUUAAAGAGAACAUCGAAGGUACACAAAUUACUGGCGGCAAGUAUCGUCAGAGUCAACAAUAUUCGACAGAUUGGUCUAUCCCCCAGAAUGGAAUUAUAUUUAUAAAAGUCAAAGUAACCACCGAAAGAGAGCUUGAGUUCCAGCUGAAUUCUCCUCACAAGUAUAAAUUUAAUAUGGAUUCAAGUGUCAAAUACAUUAACAACCUUGCUGAUUUGGAGGGUAUCCUAAAGAUCGAUCUUGCCUGCCAUCUACAUCUCCAAACAUUCUGCACCAAGGACCUUGUUCCGUCUGUUAAUCACGGGAGUCUGCUUUGGGUGCCAUCACAAGUCUCAGCCCAAGCACUUACCAUCAAAGUCACCUGCGAGAACAACUUCACUGUAGUUGAAGACACAGAAGGCGUCUGUGACCUCAAGGUUGGCUGGCAGGUUACGGGGCAAUGUAGACCCCGCGAAAACCUUGUUGGGGAGCUGAUGCAACCGGAUUUUGGAUUUAAAAUUGUACCCUUGCCUAGGUUAGGACAGAAAAUCUGUUUAACCUUCGACACUGAAGUUGUUAAAAGUAAGAGGUCUCGUAUAAAAAUGAGGACAGAGAACGGAGAGGUCGCCUAUGCUUUUAUGUAUGACACUUCCUCUUCCACCUGGACCUCUCAGGUCAUGGAGGGUACUAGUGUCAACAGCAUGGCAAGAUGCAAUCUCAUAUACUUCGAGGAGAAAGAGGAGUUUUCCAUCAAUCUGACUAUGAUCCAGAACAAUAUGAUCGUUAUGACUGCGGGGGAAAGCGCUGACAACUGUACCAGCACUUCCCUUACUUCAAUAAACGAUCUCCGGUUCAUUAACAGCGAAUUUCCACUACGAUCUAUCAACAUGGAGUGCGAAGCAUUGGAAGAAUUACAGAAAAAAAUCCUCUGCUCAAAGCUGAAUGCACCAAUCUGGAAACAAGCGAUCACGAUCUGGAAUUUUUUGGGGGAUAGUGCUGAAGCAGCUAUAGUAUGUCAACCGGGUUUUGUCUGGAGUGGAUCUCACCGGCCAAUGGCUGUUUGUGACGGAUGGAUUGGCUGGAAUUCGGAUGGGGACUGUAUACCAAAGAGAUGGAACUCGUUUGAUAUGUCGGAGUACCCAGAGGGUGUACCUUUGAGAAGAAUGAAAAAUGGCCAAGUUAUCUGCUUUAAUAUCCCCGUGACAACCACAUCCACGCCUACCAUCACCAUCAACACCUACUCAGAUAUCCUAAUGAACAUCACAGUCGACUCGUGGCAAAACAAACUUUCAAGGAAAGGAGAGUUAGCAAGACAGACGAGUAACGGGGAAGGCAUUCCCAUCACACUGACAGCAUUAGACAGUUUCCAUGUCGUGGUCAAACUGGGAGAAGAAUUCUUCGUCGUCAAGAGUCAAAGGGAACUAUUAUAUUUUGUUAGAUUCCUCAAGACCAACUUCAACCUUUUUGACGUGAACGUGGUGUGCGAACAGCAAAGCUAAAGAGUUUUUAAAUGAACAAUGUUAUCUUUACUGUAUCGUUUUGCUAGAUAUUAUUUUAUAAGAUUCUUAAACGCAUUAACCCAAAUUGUAUUGUUAAAUGAAGACAAACUGACGUUGGAAAAUUAAUUAAAAUAAGGCAGUAACUAAAUAGAUUGUGUUCAUGUUUAUUUAAAUUCCUGUUAAAUUUUCUUGUCAUAUUUUGAAAUUAUAUCGCCGAUGUAGCAUAAUAAACUGAAGUUGAC